This is a messenger RNA of Coprinopsis cinerea okayama7#130, 1395 nucleotides long. RefSeq lists its product as hypothetical. Lineage: Eukaryota; Fungi; Basidiomycota; Agaricomycetes; Agaricales; Psathyrellaceae. The record is from RefSeq and is a predicted model, not a curated record. The coding region runs from base 1 to 1395 and encodes 464 amino acids. The transcript is spliced from 2 exons.
AUGAAUUGGAGAACGGAAGUCUCGGCACCCAUCCUAAUACCUGAAAUCGCGUCCCAGAUCGUCGAAGCUUCGUGCUCCUACACCGGCGAUGGCGUCUGGAAGUUGGAUCCCAGCUGCACCAAGUACCUGGCGCAACUCGCACUAACGUGUACCUGGUUCAACGACAUCGUGAACCCCGUCCUUUGGCGCUCCCUGAGAGACAUCGGGCCCCUCAUAAACCUCCUUCCAGAGGACGCCGUCGUAGUCAAAGAGGUUGGGCCGUUCUGCAGGUUCCAGCUGGUGCUGAUGCGACCUCUGACGCACGAAGACGUCAAGCGGUUCAACCAUUACGCUUCCUUCAUCAAAGAAAUCACCAACCUCUCGCGCAGGGAACUCCGUAUCCACCGCAUACGCCGGCACAACGCGGGGAAAGACGUACACAGGCUGCUGGAGGCUAUCCACAGCGCCAACCCCCACACCCCCAUUUUUCCAAACCUUCGAUACGUAUCGGGCGCGGCGGAUUUCUUUUACGGCUUUGAUUACAGGACGGGGGUGUACACCACUCGUCCACCGGCGGAGGAGAUAUGCAACGUGCCAUUGAUAGAAUCUCUUCGACUUUCCUUCGCGGCUGCGGAAAUUGAAGCGUGUUGCGAGAGUAUCGGGUGGCUCGCCGAUGGCGCGAGUCGUGUACGGUCGUUGGAAGUUUCGUUUAGGGAACCGGAUGCUAUCGGUUUGGUGGACGGCCAUUCUAUCCAGGUUUACGGAGAUUUUGUUUCCAGGUUUGGGAACCUUACGAGAUUUACGGCUGGGCGUGUUUCGUUGCCUCUGGAAACGCUGUUUCAUCUUGCUACUCUUCCUGAUCUUCGACACCUUGAUAUGUACCUUUCGACUGAGUGGGAGGGGGAGGAGACAAGGGAGAGGGUUCGGGAGUUCCUCGAGGGAGGACGUGAUGAACCGCCUUUUGCGGCUCUCCGGACUGUUAAAUUGGAGACUCUGCAUCUCGGUCCCUGCACGGACGCCUUCCUCCCGCUCAUCUCCCACUCCCCCCUCCAAUCCUUCACUCUAACAAUCCUCUACGGUUCACCCACCCCACCCCUCCACCUCGACCCUCUCUUCUCCUCCCUCUCCUCCCUCCAAUCCACCGGCCCUCUCCUCCACACCCUCCAAGAACUCGUCAUCGAAGGAGGUGGACACUACUUCCACGAUGUUUCAACUUCGUGGGAGAGGGAGGGGUUGUAUUUUGAGUUAGGACCGAAUUCGUUGGAGGGGGUGUAUGGUUUUAGAGGGAUGGAGAGGUUGAGGGUUUGGCCGUCUGUUGGUGUUGGGGGGUUUAGGAGGGAGGAGUUGGUUGGGAGGUGGGGGAGGAUGGAGGGGGUGCCGGAGGUUGCGGAGGGGGAGGUUGCGGUUAGUGUUUGA